AUGAGCGAACGUUUUGAGCCAUGGAGGGAUUAUUUGGGUCUGGCGGACGCAAUCCAACAGAUUGUGCCUCGCGACACGCACGCUGAGCACCACCUGUCAGUGCGCGCGCGUGGCGCAGAGCCGGACGAUCUGAUCAAAGGCUUCAUGUCUAUGCGCCUGAACGCAGUCGGCAGAACGGAGCCACGCGCAGACAGGACGUCAGAUUUCCACCGCACGGCCUUCCUGAGCCCGCACGCGCCUCAAGCAGAGGACGUGGAGGCGAACAUGACGUCAGAAUCACCGGCGAGUUCCGUCUGGUCCAAAGAGCGCAAGAGGACCAGAAGCGGCGGCACUCCUGCUCCUCCUGAGCGCGCCAAGUUCUGCAGCUUCUGCAAACAUAACGGGGAGUCCGAGCUGGUUUAUGGAUCCCACUGGCUGAAGAACCAGGCCGGGGACGUUUUUUGUCCCUACCUGCGGAAGUACGUGUGUCCCCUGUGCGGGGCCACGGGGGCCAAGGCUCACACCAAGCGCUUCUGCCCCAAAGUGGACAGCGCGUACUGCUCCGUGUACGUCAGGUCCAGACGCUGAGUCGGACUUUUUAGCAAAAGGACAAAGAGAAGACAUCCUCUUCUUUAUGAGUGGGGUUUUUUUUUUUUGUUUUAGCGCGUGUGGUUUGUGCUGAUU
Nematolebias whitei (Rio pearlfish) is the source of this 663-nucleotide messenger RNA. It is a transcript of the gene nanos3, whose product is annotated as nanos homolog 3. Gene Ontology annotation, molecular function: mRNA binding; zinc ion binding. The record is from RefSeq and is a predicted model, not a curated record. Gene Ontology annotation, biological process: oogenesis; negative regulation of translation. Gene Ontology annotation, cellular component: perinuclear region of cytoplasm. Lineage: Eukaryota; Metazoa; Chordata; Actinopteri; Cyprinodontiformes; Rivulidae. The transcript has a single exon. Bases 1 to 567 code for a protein of 188 amino acids.